CCAUCAUUGCUUGGACAUGCUGGGCCUCGCACACCCAUAAACUCAGGUCCACUGCCAGCGUCUUUCCGCUCAAACUGUACAGCGGCACCGACUCACAAACCGGCUCGACGAUGGACCACAAAUCGUGAACACCCAUAACGUCCCCAAAAUGCGUUUAACUGAUUUAAUAAAAAGGACGUUUGUAGAAAACGUGAAAUAUAAACAACACAAAACAGGACAACGACGCUGAGUUUUCAAAUAGUGGCGCCGUUGGACCGCGUCCCAAUUCGUUGAACAUCUCUGUACUACGCUACUACGCUGCCUUGUUGCUGUAUUAGUCGUCACAACGUGAAAAAAGAAGGGAUUAAAGCAGAAGUUUCCUGACGCAUUUCUGGAUCCAAAAAUUCAACCACUACUCGAAUUUGACUGGCACACAUAUCUGUGCCACAAGAAAAUGGAGCUGCGUGGUGAAGCGUGGCAGUACUCCAGCAGCCUGAUGUGCUUUCUGAACGGCCUUCUCCUUGGUAAUGAGAAGGAUCUUGCCGGCUGGGCUAAGAAUCAGUGGAGUUUCUCUUUCACUCGGCCACAGGCUUUCUAUAUGGCUCUCACUGAGGACUACUACACCAAACACCUGCGGAACACUGGGCAUCAGUUUGUCUUCAUGGAUAUUGAGAUAGCAGGAGAGGCAGUAGGGAGGUUAUUGUUUGAGCUGUUCUCAGAUGUUUGUCCAAAGACAUCAGAGAACUUUGAGGCUCUGUGCACAGGAGAACGUGGUCUGUCACAGAGUGGCUUCCCACUUUCCUACAAGGGCUCUGUGUUUCAUCGUGUGGUGCCCAAUGGCUGGGUGCAAGGAGGAGAUAUUUCUCCAGAGAGGAGAGGUGAUGGAGGGGAGUCCAUCUAUGGACCAACUUUUGAAGAUGAGAGCUUUGCCGUGUCCCACAUUAGACGGGGCACUCUAGGAAUGGCCAAUAAGGGUCCCCACAGCAACGGAUCGCAGUUCUACAUCACCCUGCAGCCCACACCCUGGAUGGACAGGACCUAUGUUGCCUUCGGCCGUGUGGUUGAGGGUGUUGACAUCCUCAAGAAAUUAGAAGGAGCUCUGACUUGCAAUGAAAGACCCAAGUAUGAAUGUAAAGUUAAGGAUUGUGGAGUGUUUAAGUUUUAAGCUUAGUGUUUACAUUUUU
Molecule: messenger RNA, 1163 nt
Organism: Perca flavescens (yellow perch)
Lineage: Eukaryota; Metazoa; Chordata; Actinopteri; Perciformes; Percidae
Gene: ppil6
Product: peptidylprolyl isomerase (cyclophilin)-like 6
Exons: 8
Coding region: 434-1144 (236 amino acids)
Biological process (GO): protein peptidyl-prolyl isomerization
Cellular component (GO): cytoplasm
Molecular function (GO): peptidyl-prolyl cis-trans isomerase activity
Source: RefSeq, a predicted model, not a curated record